Caenorhabditis bovis is the source of this 384-nucleotide messenger RNA. The record is from the annotation of a GenBank genome assembly. NCBI's taxonomy places the organism in Eukaryota, Metazoa, Nematoda, Chromadorea, Rhabditida, Rhabditidae.
AUGUCGUCCUCAGAUUAUUCAUCCGACGAUGAGCAGCCAAAGAAGAAAGUGGAAGAAAAGAAGAAGGGAAAGAAACGCGGUGCUUCUGAAGAUGUAGAAGAGAAACCAGAAAAAAAUGAAGCGAAAAAAACGAAGAAUGACGAUAAGGACAAGCCAGAAAUAGGAAAAAUUAAGGAUGAUGCGGGAAAUGACAUGUUUGAGUUUGGAAAUCUGCGCUACGCUUCGGUCAGCAAUUUUAAAGGAAAACAAUAUCUCAACAUUCGCGAAUAUUACAUGGAUAAAAAUACUGGUAAAAUGAUGCCAAGCAAGAAAGGAAUAUCACUCACAAAACCACAAUGGAAUGCGUUGAAGGACUUGAUCCCAAUAUUGGACAAGAAAUUUUAA